This is a messenger RNA of Eurytemora carolleeae, 2791 nucleotides long. RefSeq names its product deoxyribonuclease-2-alpha (gene DNaseII). Gene Ontology annotation, molecular function: deoxyribonuclease II activity. Gene Ontology annotation, biological process: apoptotic DNA fragmentation. The coding region runs from base 176 to 1846 and encodes 556 amino acids. Lineage: Eukaryota; Metazoa; Arthropoda; Copepoda; Calanoida; Temoridae. The record is from RefSeq and is a predicted model, not a curated record. The transcript is spliced from 13 exons.
GAAGUUUUCUGCUGUAGUAGUAACUAAACUACUAGUACUAGUAGGGAAUUGAUCAGCUGAUGGUUAAGACGUGAAACAAUACUUACUCCGGGUGUAAGACAAAGUAUUGACUCCGGGUACUUGUUUACAGCCGGUAGGACGGACAAUAUUUACUCCGGGUACCAGAAACAGCACUAUGAAUCUAACAGGUUGUAUUCUACUCAUCCUUCUCCAGCUUGUCCCUCAUCAAACCCUCUCCAGGUUCCAGGCUAACCAGGAGUCUAACCAGGAGCUGAACCAGGAGCGGGAACAGGAGCAGCACCAGGAGCUGAACCAGGAGCUGAACCAGGAGCUGAACCAGGAGCUGAACCAGGAGCUGAACCAGGAGCUGAACCAGAAGCUGAACCAGAAGCUGAACCAGGAGCUGAACCAGGAGCUGAACCAGGAUAUAAACCAGGAGCAGCACCAGGAGCUGAAUCAGGAGCUGAACCAGGAGCUAAAUCAGGAGCUGAACCAGGAGUUGAACCAAAAGGUUUACACAGAGGAAGGCGGAGCAAAGAUCUUACUGAAGAAUGGCGGCGGAGUGAUGAACGAAAGGCGGAAGGUUGACAGCGGAGUAAGUUGUCAGGAUGAGAAAGGAAACCCUGUGGAUUGGUGGAUUGCUUAUAAACUACCACAGCCCAGUAUUAAGCAGAGAAAAUCUGGGAGAAAGAAUGAGUUUAUAAACAAUGGAACUGCUUAUACAUAUAUUCUCUCAACACAGGAAGAAAAGAACUGGAUUUUAUCUGAAAACUCUAUUGAAGACGGCACAUCUUUACCUGGACGAAGCCUUACUCCACUCUACUCUGGAUCUAAGGAUAUUUUAACCCUGUUAUACAAUGAUGAACACCCAGACGGUCCUACAAGCUUUGAUCUAGGACACACUAAGGGUUUAAUAUUGGGAGAUGAGACCAACUCUAUUUGGCUUAUCCAUUCAGUUCCUCAUUAUCCACCUUAUCCAAACCUAACAUAUGGAUAUCCACACACUGGGCACAGAUACGGACAAAGCUUGAUGUGUCUAAAUAUCCCCACGAGUAGUUUGGACAGUAUAGGCACUCAACUACUGUACAACCAGCCGUACCUGUACGGGGUUCACCUACCAGACUGGGCGGGACAGUACAAGGCACUUGUUGCCGCGGCUCAGGGAAACCAUGUUAGGAAAGCUCCAUUCUUCAAAAUGGAGUCUUUAAAUACAGCUGCUGGUAUACAGCUCACUAGCUUCGCUAAGAGUUCAAAAUUUGGAAAGGAUUUAUACGCAGACUUGGUGGCUCCAGUGCUCCAGGCUCCAUUAUUAGUUGAAACCUGGCCGAAUGGUCAUGGACGAAUGCCGUCCCGAUGUGACACCAAGUUCAUUGUCGAGAACGUCGCAGAACUCAACUUCGCGGGGAUUGAGGAUGAAGACUUUACAACCCAACAUGAUCAUGCAAAGUGGGCAAUAAGUCUUGAUUCUAAGAAGCCGUAUGUGUGUGUUGGAGAUAUUAACAGAAUGGACACACAGACAAAAAGGGGUGGUGGCACCACGUGCAUGUCAGAUCCUACAGUCUGGAAAAUAUUCAAGAAAUGCGUCAAAAAUAUUGAACCCUGUCCUCGAUCACAUAACUCCAAUAAAGGAAACCUAAACAAACAUUUAAAGAAACCUCAAAUCAAACCCUGGAAAAGAAACCAAACCAAGCAUUUGAAGAAAACCCAAUCGAAUUCCUGGAAAAUGCGCCAAGCCAAAUAUAUGAGGAAAAUCAAAACCAAACUAUGGAAGAAAAGUUUUCGCCCAGUAAACAUAUCAGAGGAUUCUGGAAGAGCACUAGAGAAUGAUUAUCCCAUAUUUAUGUAAUUAGCUAUGAAGAGAAUUUGCGACAUAAACAGGGUGUCCCAUGAAACAUAACAGCUGGUGAUUAGUUUGAAAUGUCUUCUUCAAUAAUUUGUUUGAUACCAAAGAGAAUGAUGAAAAAUAUUACAAAGGUACUCAUAUCAUAGUGAAAUGGAUUUAAAAGUAAAAUAUAUUUGAGUAAAAAAAUAAUGAAAAAAUAAACUGCAAAAAGUAUAUGGAAGACGACAUUUAAACUAUUCAACAACUGUCUUUUCUUUGGAAACCCUGUUUAAAAAUAUUUCAAUCUUGCCAUUGAUCAGAACUCUCUAAGACCCAUCUCUUAAAACAGUUUUACAUGUUUACAUGUUAUGCACCUGGUCUCAUUUUAAUACAUCUACAAAACGUCAAGAAAUUAAUGAUUUUCUUGAGCAAAUUAUUGCUAAGGUUCCCAGAACAGGGUUAAAAAUAUUAUAAAUAAAGACUUAGGAUGAAAGUUGGUAUAUUACCUUAAUUAAAGCCUGCAAGUGAAAUACUAAAAGAUUUUGCUAGAAAGAAACAAGUUUCCAUUUCUAGGGAAUCAUGAAUGUAACAAAAAGACUGAUCAAAUUUCUAAAAACUAUUAUCCUCAUUCUUUGUGGUAAACCUUGUUCUAGUGUAUAUAAAUUUUCAAUUUCCACUAAGAUAGAUAGAUUUUAACAAAAAGAUUUUCAAUCUAUUAAAGUUUUUUUUUUCUGAAGUCUUAUUCUUGUGACAUUAGAGUUACCCUGUGUUUUUGAGAUUUCUAUGUAUUUUUAUUUUUAAUUUGAAGAAAAAUCAGAAUAGUUUGAUUUCAACUUGCAUCUUUGCCACAGUGAGACCCCAAAAAAUGUGGAACAGGAACAAUUUAUCUACUUAUAUGUCGUCUUCCAAUUCCACAGUUUUGUGGGUCUCACUGUAGAAUGUUUGUAUAUUAAAGGGAGUGUUCGCAAA